UAUUACAAGAAAAUAAAUAUGUUAAUAAGUACAUUACUUGUUAACUUAUUAACUCAUGUGAAUAAAUAUUAUUUUGGUUCGCUGUUUGAUUAAAGAUGAUCGACCUAUUUAAAUUUUUUUUUUGGUGUUAUAAAAAGAUUAUCCAUUCAUAAUCCUACUUAUCCCAAAUCUAAACCUUAACUAUAUGCAUCAUGUUGUAUCGCUUAAUCAGACCAUCAGAUAAAUAUUCCAGUAAGGACAGAAGAAGAGCAGAAAACAAAAAGGAAAUAAGAAAAAAAAAAAAAAAAAGAAGAAGAAAAUGAAGAAAAGAGCUAACCAUCUUUCUCUCUUUUCUUGCUAAUUGCGCAAACCCAACUCUUCUUUCUUUCCGUUGUUAAAGCCUUUCCUUUAUUUAGUGCUAUAAAUACCACCAUAGGGUAUACUUUCAUUUCAUUCUUCUGGCAAAGGACCAAAAGCUAGAGAGAGAGGUUGGAAAUUAUGAUGAGACCUACAGCUACAAGCAACUCUACAACAGCAGCUGCUGCAGGAUUUUGGCAUUGGAGCUCUCCUAUCCCUUACCUGUUUGGUGGGUUAGCAGUGAUGUUGGCUUUCGUUACUGUGUCUUUGAUAAUUCUUGCAUGCUCUUAUAGGAAGUCUUUGUUCAAUCAUGAGUCGAGAGACGAUGAUCAUGAAGACAAAACAGGUGCUAAGAAAGUGGAAGUAAUGGUGGAUUCUGAUGAGCCAAAGAUUGUUGUUAUUAUGGCUGGUGAUAACAAUCCUACUUUCUUGGCUAAGCCUAAGCUUAAGCCUAAACCUGAGCCUGAGCCUGAGCCAGAGCCUGUGGUUUGCAAUUGCCAGAAGAUUGAACAAGUUUAAGCUCUCUUUUCUUUUUUUUUUUUUUUGCUUCUUUAGAAUUGUUCCUUUUUCUUUUCUUAUUUUAUUGUUUUUGUCAAUUUUGUUUUUUUGGUGUUUUGCGGGGAAUAUGAAUUAUGUAAAAUGAUGAGUAUAAUGAGGAUGGGAUGACAAUUUUUCUGAAAAUAAAGAUAUCUUGUAGAGUACUUUCUUCAAUUUUUCACAUUUAUAGGCAUUACAGAUUUCUUGUUGGCAUUUUCCACUUAACUUCCUAAACUAUGCAAUUUCUGAAAAUAUGAUGUAUCCACGAAGGGAAGCUACCUUUAAUAAUUUCCAGUGUUAAAAGGUUUCACCACGUGAUUGGUGAACCCAUAAUAAAUUGAGAAGCUCCUGAAUUGCAGAAAAUACAAUUCCGAAGUGAGGUUUUUUAGUCUAAAUUGAGCUCCUCAUGUUCAUUAUAUUGGAUAAUGAUAUGAAGCUCAAAUUCUUGUUUUAGGCAUUCUUUCAUAUUCUACUUCCCUGUGAAGGAGCCAUCAGUAUUGUCACCAACGUUUGAGACUGCACAAAACUUCGAUUGGCGGAAGCCGAACUCUAAAGAGAAAGAAGUAUCUGUUGUCACCAUUUUCCAUAUUCGAAUGAGGGUACUGCGAGCCCUCUUCCCCACGCAUCUAACCACCGGUUCCACCGAAUAGAUCAGCACAACGAACUCGUUCACGAGUUCCAUAGUCAUGGCAUCCUACUGCAGGUUCAUAGCCCAAUUGCUAAUUAGUUUUAAAAUUGAGGAAAUUACUCACGCUGAUUUGUUUCCUCUUUAGUUUUUCAUCCGCCUCAUUUUCUACUUUUAUUUUUAUGCUUUUGUAUUUUAAUUUUAAUAUUAUUUAGAUGGUUUUGUUUUCUUUCUUUUGACGAUUACUGAUUUCUUUUG
This is a messenger RNA of Ricinus communis (castor bean), 1756 nucleotides long. Its product is annotated as protein GLUTAMINE DUMPER 6. The record is from RefSeq and is a predicted model, not a curated record. NCBI's taxonomy places the organism in Eukaryota, Viridiplantae, Streptophyta, Magnoliopsida, Malpighiales, Euphorbiaceae. The transcript has a single exon. Gene Ontology annotation, biological process: regulation of amino acid export. The coding region runs from base 478 to 855 and encodes 125 amino acids.